AACGCAUAAUGGCCGUUCGGCUAGUAAAUUGACAGUUUAAGAAAUUAUAUAGAAUUUAUGAAAUAAACGUAUUAUCGAAAUAAUUUAAUAAUAAAUGAAAAUAUCGAAAACAAUGUUUCAUAAAUAAAUAUUACAAUAAAUAAAUACCAUUAAAAGCAUUUUAUGUGCUGAAAAUUAUAGCAUUAUUCAUAUGAACAUAAUGCAAUGGUACGGACGUGAAAAUAAUUAAAUUAAAAAUGCGUUGCUGCGUCUUGGGAUGUAAAAAUGAUUCCCGACACAUCUCCAAGUCACAAGGGAUUACAUUUCACGUGUUUCCUAAUGAGAGCACCUUACGCACGGCAUGGCUCCGAGCUCUCAAUAGGAUGGAUUGGGAGCCAAAAGAGCGAAGUGCAGUGUGCUCUGACCAUUUUCUGUGCGAGGAUUUGUAUGAAACAAAGAGUGGGUUGAGGAAGGUCAGAGUUGGCGCUGUACCCUUUAUAACGCAGGACUCAUCCACUUGUGAUUUUGAAGAGGCUGCUAAUUUAGAAGUAUGUCGAGGAUGUUUAGUGAGGGACUGUAAGUUAUUCAAAAUAAGCAAAUACAAUCUGAAAAAAGCGUAUGAAAAUGUUACAGGUGUUGUGGUGUGUCAAGACGAGAAGUUACCGCAGACGCUGUGCUACGAAUGUGCCGCACAACUCGUCCGCUAUAACCGGUUCAGAAUGAAAUGCGUGCGCGCCAACACACUCAUGCUGGAGAUUAUUAAGAAACACAAUAAGUUAACACUUCAAAAUAUAAAAAAAAUUAACAGGGAAGAUAAUAAGUUAACAUCCACAUUGUUAUGGGAAUUAUAUCCUUCAAACCAUUACCAUUAUCAUAUUAACCACGAUGAUACCAAAAUAGAACCAGUCGACGAGAUCAAAGACGAGAUCGACAACGAAAUAUAUCUGAAUGAGGACGUGAAUGAUAUAACGCAUGCGGAGGAGAUAACGAAUGCGGAGGAAAUAACGAAUGCGGAGAACAUAACGAAUGCGGAUUUGUUGGAAAAUGAGAAUGGUUUGAAAAUCGAUGAGGACGCGACGGAUAAUUAUUCUUCAGACGACAGUUUGCCGUUGGAGAAGGCGAGGAAGAAGGGUAAAGUGGAGAAGAGAGUCGUUAAAAUUAGAAAGAAACAG
Manduca sexta (tobacco hornworm) is the source of this 1151-nucleotide messenger RNA. RefSeq lists its product as uncharacterized. The transcript is spliced from 6 exons. Gene Ontology annotation, molecular function: sequence-specific DNA binding; zinc ion binding. The record is from RefSeq and is a predicted model, not a curated record. The annotation marks the transcript as partial. NCBI's taxonomy places the organism in Eukaryota, Metazoa, Arthropoda, Insecta, Lepidoptera, Sphingidae. Gene Ontology annotation, cellular component: nucleus.